AUGGCAUUAACCACUGUUUUGGUGUCUGUGGAAGGUGUAAUAGGAGGCAAUGCAUACCAGCAUAAUAAGGUCAACCAGUGGACAUCUAAUGUGGUGGAGCAGUGUCUGAACCAGUUAACAAAGCUUGGCAAACCCUUCAAAUACAUUGUAACUUGUGUGAUAAUGCAAAAGAAUGGAGCAGGACUACAUACAGCCAGCUCAUGCUUUUGGGACAACACAACUGAUGGGAGUUGCACUGUAAGGUGGGAGAACAAGACCAUGUACUGCAUAGUGAGCGUAUUUGGACUGGCAAUCUGAUGAGAAAGUUUCAUUUGUUCCAAAAAGACGUUAACUACAAGAUAUUCAAUAAAUUGGAGAUACACGACUGUAGUCUUUUAAAUACAUUUCACUAUUGAAAAAUCCAUACCCCGCAUUCCAGGGUUAAGUCCCCCAUUACCACAAGCUUUUGUUGAAAUUAGGAGAAAUGCAUAACACCCUCUACUUUGUAUUCAAAUGGUUAUACUGUAUGAUAACAGGUGGGAUAUUGUCUGUGCAUUUCCUCACAACACAGACAAAACCAAAUUCUAUCAUUAAACACAAAAAUGUUAUUUUAUUUGGGUUAAUACCCUUUUUAUUAACUUAACAAGAUGUAUAUAAAAAUAAUUUACUGUACAUAAAAGUUGGGACAGUAUUAUUCCUAAUAUCUGAACCUCUUUUUUUGUACAGAUAAUCUGUAAGAAACUUUAAGUGUCACAAAUCAGCAAAGAACUUGUACAUUGAUAUUAUUCUGAAUUGUACUUUUAUGUCUGUAGAUUAUAGUUACUUGUAUUGCUUUAUCCUUUCAGAGUAUGUUGUUAAUGUAAUGUGCUGUCUGUGUAUGCCAGUUGUGGUCUUGAGUGCUUUUAUCUUUUGCUCUGUAUUGACAUAUUUAGAGUCUGGAACUGAUUAGCUUUCUAAUAAAUAAUAAAUAAUACAAUAA
Lingula anatina is the source of this 958-nucleotide messenger RNA. RefSeq names its product dynein light chain Tctex-type 1. Gene Ontology annotation, cellular component: cytoplasmic dynein complex; cytoplasm. Gene Ontology annotation, molecular function: dynein intermediate chain binding. Gene Ontology annotation, biological process: microtubule-based movement. NCBI's taxonomy places the organism in Eukaryota, Metazoa, Brachiopoda, Lingulata, Lingulida, Lingulidae. The record is from RefSeq and is a predicted model, not a curated record.